AUGGUAAAAGUGGACUCCGAUAUUAUCCUGCGCAAGGAAGGUGCAAUGCAACCUGGUAUUCACCCCCUGUCACCUUCCAAGUUAAUAACGCUGCCAUCUUCGUCGGUCACGGUGUCACGAGAUGCGUUGUGCGUGCAUAAUCUUGGCCUUCUUGUGGCCAGACUCUGCAGCCGACGCCCGGGCGCUGACCUGGCAUCUCCAACGUCGCCCCUCAUGCGCAGAUGGCCAACCCUUCCCGCUCAAAUGGUCGCCGCGGCGGCGGCACAGUUCGGGCAGAUGGCGGUCCAAUUGGGCACGAGGCUGUACGACUACUCCAAAGACGUGGUCGGCUUCCCCGAGCCUCUAAAGGAAAUCCAGCAACGGCUAAAUCUGCUGAACACCUGCAUGGACGACAUAGGAGCCCGACUGAACCAGAGUCCAGCCGAUCUUUCCGAUGCUGGUCUGCGGGCUACGCAAGACUUCAUCGCGAGCCUCCAAAGCCGGGCCAGCAAACUGGAGGCCAUCUUGGACAGUUAUCUCCAGAAGACCUCGGAUGGCAAUGCCGUUCGUCUAGCCAAGGCUUUCAGCAGCUUGGCGAAAGACGAAAGAAUCGCGACUCUCGCUGACAACAUGACGGAGUCUGACCUGAUGCCGAAGACGGUCAUUCUGCAAGGGAUGGGUGGUCAAGGCAAGACUCAGCUAGUCUUGGAGUAUUGCAGAACCUCAGCCAACAAGACUUGUCUUGCCAUUGCUGGCAUUUCUGGGGCCCAACAGUCGACUGAUACCAAUGCCUCUGUCACGUAUACACUGAACCUGUUGGCAUCUUCUCCAGUCCCCUGGCUUGUUGUCUUUGACAACUACGACGAUCCAACAGCCUACCAGUUACGCAAGUUCUUCCCCGCUUCUGGCAUGAAGGGUCAUAUUCUCGUCACUACGCGGCAUCCAGAUGCCUCUCGCCUGGGGUCGAUGAUAGACGUCAAGGGGAUGAAAGAAUCUGAGGCAUUGGAUUUGCUGUUUGCACGAUCUUGCGCGGAAAGGAACGACGAAGCCCUGGAACACGGCAAAUGCAUUGUCCACCGCCUUGGAUAUCUACCACUGGCAAUCGACCAAGCAGGCUCGUACCUGAACGAAAGGAGAGACAUCCUUCCAAUCGCAGACUUCAUGGAUCAUUACGAGAACAGAGCCGAAGAGGUCCUUCGAUCUAUUCCUGACGCAUGGGAAUACGUUGGCCCAGACGAGGCAACCCGGCAUGGAGAAAAUGGGUCACUGAAAGUCUCUAUUCUUACAUGUCUCGCCUUCUUUGCAACUGACGAUAUUUCCGAAGCCCUCUUCAGAUCCUUGUUCGCUCGUACACAUCAAAACGAUGGCCAUCAACCCCACAACUGGACAGGAUUGUUUGUAACACCAAAUGGCACUUGGUCAACAGACUGUUUUGGGAGUCUAAUGGCCGAAUUCCGAAAAUACUCGCUCAUAUCAAACCUGGAAAGAGGUACCGAUGGACUCACAUAUCUAUGUCUCCAUCCUCUGGUGCGGGACUGGAUUAUGCACAGUCCAGCACAGGAACUCCAAUGGCAGGCUUGGCUCGUUGCGUCAGAUAUCCUAGGCCAUUUCCUCGCCGAGCGCCAAGUCGCACUCUUUGAUGGAAGUGUGUUGGGGUUCCGCUUAUCCGAACAAGAGGAAGACGCUUGCACUGAACAUGCAUUCGAAUGGUAUGGUCAGUGGUCCAGGCAUAAACGUCGCGUCGACUAUACGCACCGUUCUCUCCAGGGUCACAAGCCCCUAAGGAGCGCGGAGCUCAUGAUCGGUAUCUUCCUCUCCGACUUGAGGUUCUUUGACCAUAGUGAGCGCAUCUUCAAGUGGCUAGUAGAUGCAGCCCGGGAACGUUUGGAUGAUCUCGAUCAUUCACAGAUAACAAUAAGCUGCUUUGCGGGCUCAUUUCUGACCAAUCAGGUCAUCCAGGAUGCGGCCAAGACGGAAGCAGAGGCUGUGGAUCUUGCGAGAGAGAACGUGAGGUUCUGGAAGAACGUCGCAGCCGACCAGGAUCUGUCUGAUGAGUGCGAACGGACACUCGCCAGGGUACUGGCCGAAGCCCCGGAUGUACAUGCCCGUAAAGAAGCUGAGUCACUUUGUAGGGGCUUGCUCCAGAGGACCGACGGCGCAUACCUCCAUACUGCUAUUCUGACUACACUAUAUCACAUACUAGACUUCCAAGUCGGUGAGAGGCUGAUCCCUCGAAAGGAGAUGUUCAAUAUCAUCUUGCAGAUUUAUAAAGUGUCUUCAGAUAGUGGAGGGGAAUCCUUUCGCCACUCCGCUUGGUUUUGGGACCUCUGGAAGUGGAUCAUCAGCGACAUGUAUAUGAAAGGAUACACCGAUGUGCCUUUCGGUUUGUCGCAAGAACAGGAGGGCCUCAUCACAGGUACAUUUGGAACACAAUCCGAGCGUUACGCGAGACUCUUGUUACAACGUGCAUUGCUCAUACGAGACCUGGAGCAAGACUACACUGAGACAGAAAGCCUGCUACUGGCGGGUUUGAACAAACCUAGGCAAGAUUCACUACUUCACUUCCGGUUCUUCCAGGAUCUCGGAAUUUUAAGGUAUCUCCAGAGACGAUAUGUUUCUGCGGCUCGUAUUGUGGAGAUUUGCCUCAGUGAUGUGGCCGGUUCGCCCGUCGUCAGUUCGCAUAGUAUCAUCUUCGAGCUGCUUGACUGGCUAAACGAAAUAUGCUGCUGCAUUCCGGAUACAUAUAACAGAAGGUUGGGUUAUUGUCAGGCUCUGACUCGUCUUGCACAAAACCUUCCAGAUUCUGAUCCACAAAAGACCGGCCUUUUUCUGGAAUGGUCGAUGUGCUUGUCGGUGACACGAGCUAUGCAGCCAUAUCCUAACCACUCCGAAGUCUUGUAUGCGGUUCAACGAGCAAAUCUGGUCUUGGAAUACCUCUGUUUUAAAUCCACAACCUUUGAUCGACAAGGUACGCCGGGCGCGCAAGCAUCUUAUAACGCCAAGACAUUACUGGAGAGGCUGGCCGAUGACUCCGAUCUGAGUGAAGUUAUGGGGAUACUUAGCAAGGGUGUUAGCGAUUUCAGAGGAUAUACUGUUUUGUUGCUCAGGGUCCGACUCUCAUUACGUCUCACGGAUCCCGAUCUGGACGCCUGUAUCGCCUGGCGUGUCAAGCGGGGGACGCUUCUCGACUUCCCGUCUUUGAUACCGUAUUUCCCGGAUGACGAUCACUGGAAACCUGAGAUUGAACAAGUACCUCACGAACAGACCCAGGCAGAAGCACUUGCCAAGCGACAAAGGGAUUCAGGAACCGACCCAGGCAGAAGCACUUGCCAGCGACGAAGAGCUUCGGGAGGAUCGACAAUCAUCUUUGUCGAAGUUCAAAUCAUCGAUCAAGUCGAAACUGAGGUCUUCGCGAUUGAUGUCACAGAGGAGCAAAGAGAAGCAGUCAAGUCAAGAGGAAUUGAACACGAGAUGCUCGCGGUCGCCGUCUUUGUGGCCUGCGUCGUAGCUCUAGCUACGGCACAAUCUAAUACGUCAUACGACUAUGUGAUCGCAGGUGGUGGCACAGCGGGCACGCUUCUCGCCGUGGUACUCUCAGAGAACCCAGAUAUCACAGUCUGCGUUCUCGAAGCUGGAGGCGACGGCAGAAAGGACAAUAACAUCACCAAUCCAGAACUCAGGGGAACCAUCCAGCACACCCAAUAUGACUGGCAGUUCUGGACGCUGCCCCAGCCAGGCCUGGACGACAAUGGCACCGCCGGCGCUCAGCCCGUGCCGAGAGGCAAGGCCCUAGGGGGCACGUCGGCCAUGAACUGGAUGAUCCACAACACCGACAGCCGCGUGCAACUCGACCUCUGGGAAAGCGUGCUCAAUCUAACGGGCUGGAACUGGCAGACGCUGUCCACGGCGUUCCGCGAGAGCGAAACCAUGUACGCGCCGCCAGCGAACACGUCGCAAUUCUUCAAUUACGACGCCGAGUACCACGGCGGGAACGGGUACAUCCAGUCUGUGUUCCAGCGCAGCGUGAUGAACCUGUUCCCACAGUACCUCAAUCUGACGCUUGUGAAUGCUGGAUAUCGGGUGCCGUCGGAUAGGAAUGGGGGCGAUGCUGUUGGCGGUGGGUUCUUGCCGCUGGCGAUUGAGCCGUCGAACUACACGAGGUCGUAUUCUGGCUCUGUGUACACGGGGACUGAGAACAGACCCAAUCUGCAUGUCUUCACGAAUAGCCAGGUUACUGGUAUUGAUUGGGUAGGUGGAGGCUCUAAUGGUACUGCUACUGCGAGUGGUCUCAGAUACGUCAACCGAGGAUCGGGCUCGAAUACCACCCAGCACGUGCAGAGCCGAGAAGUGAUUUUGAGCGCUGGCUGUAUUCAGUCCUCACAGACACUGGAGCUUUCGGGGGUUGGCGAUCCGAAUAUCCUCACGCCUUUGGGGAUUCCGGUGAAGGUGAAUCUGGCCAAUGUCGGAGUAGGCUUGAGAGAUCCUCCAAUGAUGAACUACCUCCCCAUAUCCUUCGGUCUCAACAAGACCCUGACAGGAAAUGAGUACAUCCAAAACUACAUCCAGCUCGAGAGCGCGCGCGACAUGCUCAGCGAAGCCGACUACGCCGCCGCCUCCGCCUGGCUCAACUCCACCGGCAGCAUCCCCGGCGUGACCAGCGCCCAACUCGCAGUCUUCAAAACCCUCUGGUUCGCCAACCAGCCCCUCAUAGAGAUGGCAUGGCAGUUCAAAACCGCGAAUGUAACACCCUACAACCUAAUUCCACUCAGCCAGGGCACCGUCCACAUCAACAGCAGUGACCCGCUCGUGCCGCCAGCCAUCGACCCCAACUACAACCGCGUCAACGCGACGAUCAACGGCACAGAGGUGGAGUGGGACAUGUGGUUCUUAGCCAAGGCAGCGCAAUACUACGAGACGAAACUCGCCACGACGGCGCCGAUGCGGGAUAUCGUCACCUCGACGGAUCCCCGCUACGAUCUGCCGUUCGACGAGUACUUCGACGUCGUCAAGCAGCGCACGGGCAGCUCGCAGCACCUCACGGGCGGGAACCCGAUGCUGGCGCGGGAGGACGGCGGCGUCGUCGAUACUAACCUGUUGGUGUAUGGCACGAGCAACGUGCGGAUCGUCGACGGGUCGGUGUUCCCUUAUCAGCCUUCGGCGCAUCCAAUGGGGUUGACGUACGCCUUGGCAGUUCGAGCAGCUCGGCUGUUCCAGCAGAUGCCGGGAGGUGGUGGGCUGACGAUGACCGACCAGCUGCCGCAGAGCAAUGCCAGUGCGAGUGCCACGGCCACGUUUGGUGGUGGUGGUUCGCAGGCAUCGCCUACUGCUGUUGCGGCGGCCUAUGCACGGCAGCUCGUGGCGCCUUUGAUGGCGGGAGGUGGUGGUGCGCUGUUGGCUGCUUUCAUGCUGUCGUUGUAA
This is a messenger RNA of Anthostomella pinea, 5397 nucleotides long. Lineage: Eukaryota; Fungi; Ascomycota; Sordariomycetes; Xylariales; Xylariaceae. The record is from the annotation of a GenBank genome assembly.